CGCGCAUGAGGCCACGUGCCAGACUGCCUGCUCCGGGCGCGCGGCCGCUCUGCGCCCCUCCAUAAAUAGACGGCCGAGCACGAGCGCGGCAGAAGUGACAACAAACAAGGUUUGCUGUAAAACUCCACUAAAGUUGCGGUCUGGAAAUGGAGCGGGGGGAGACCGGAAAGCCGAGGAGGACGCAGAGGAGGCGCCGCCUGGUCCUGCUGCUGGUCGCGGCUCUGCUGCUCGUAGUGAUCGUGGCCGUGGCGGUCGGCGUCUCUCUCCGACAGCAGCCGCACCAGGAAGAGUUUAAAGACACGUUCAUCAACAGGUGUAAGGAAUUCAAAGGAGACAACUGUUCAGGAAUAUGGGAAGCGUUUCAGCAAGCUUAUGUAAACCGUGACCCCUGUGACGUUCCGGUGGAGGCCUACGACCCUCUGAUCGCUGCAGCACCCUUCAAACCCGAGUGCAACAGAAUGAUGUUCUGGAGCAAAACAAAAGACGUGGUCCACGAUUUUACCGAGAAGAAGGACUGCUUCGUCACGCUGGAGGACACCCUGCUGGGGGAGGUGCUGGACGGCCUCACCUGGUGCGGAAAGAAGGACAGCAGCGAGACCUUCACCAGCGGCUGCCCAGGAUGGUCCGACUGCGUCGACAACCCCGUCCGCUCAUUCUGGAACCGAGUCUCGGCCGCUUAUGCAGAUGUUGCCUGCGGCGACGUCACAGCAAUGCUGAGCGGAUCCAUCGAAACGCCGUUCAGCCCUGGCAGCAUUUUCAGGACCGUUGAAUUAAAACGGUUUGAUUCCAGCAGAGUAAAUACCCUGACUGUUGUCCUGGUCACACAGGAGGAGAAAGUGGCAAACUGUACAAAUGAUUCUUUAAAGGACCUCCAGAUGGAACUACAAAAGGGAAUUCGGUAUAACUGCAAAGAAGUGCCUGAAUCUCAGAUCAGUGCAUGCAGCUCUGACCCCACUGCCUCCUGUGGGUCCUGCUGGUGACGGCAUCAUGUAUGAGUCUUUUGUUUCUAUCUUUGUCAAUGAAGUUCUGAUAUUUUUGUACCAGUGGUCCACUGUAAAUUAGUAAGAAAUACGUCUUUUCCACUUUUUUUUUUUUUUUUUUAAUGAAUGUGCCUGAUGCAUUUUUCCAACACUUACCAGGUGCCUUUGGAUUUUGUACAGUGUGAUGGGAAAAGUAGUGAAUCCAUAAGAGUGUUGAUGAAUAUUUUACGAGGAAAAUUGAAGCCGCAGCUAUCUUUAUUCAUCUGACAAUCGCAGUUGUACUUGUCAGAUUUUAGCAUAUUUUUAAAUCAAAUGUGAACACAUGAGGUGGCGAUGUUGCCUCUUUCUCUCUCCACACCAACAUACUGAGCACAGCGCGGGGGUGAGGAGCGAGUCUGAUGAUGGACGUGCAGAGGAAGUGGGUUACAGCUGCUGCUUGAAGUGUUAGGAAGUGUGUGUGAAAUCGGAAAUGUCCCCAGGCCCGGGGAGCAGGACUACGUUUUCUAUCCAAGCUGAUUCACAGCGAACGACUCCACAGUGCGCCCACGUGACGGCACAAAAACUUCACCCAACGGGUUUUUAAGUAACUUCAUUUAGCAGUGGCUUUAGUGCCAUGAACAUGUUUACAUUUCAUAUAUUUUAAUAUUUUAAUGUUCACACAUUUAUUAAUGGAAAGGCUUAAUGCAGCUCUGCUCUGUGGAGGAUUCUGUGUAGUUUAUGCAUAUUUAAAUUUGGAAAUUACAUUUUUAGCUGCAAUUUCUCAAUUUUAUAAGUUUAGAUUGGUUAAUUAAUAAUGAUAAAAAUCGCCUCCUGUAAAUACUGCUGCUGCUGAUACAACACUGUUUCCAUCAAAAGCUGAACGAGCCAGUUUAUACAUGGUUUGUGAUGUAAAGAUAAUUAUUAUCAUUACAACCUGAGAUCUGAUCCAUGGAAACAUCUGAUUUAAGAACACUUUGUUUUUUUUCUGCGUUUCUGUUAAAGUAAAAUGUUUCUUGAAUGAAAUGCACUGAGAAAGUGACAAACCUUGUCUUUAUUUAUAUGUUUGUUAUUAAAGGAAUCCA
Messenger RNA from Salarias fasciatus (jewelled blenny), 2041 nucleotides. RefSeq names its product ADP-ribosyl cyclase/cyclic ADP-ribose hydrolase 1-like. Lineage: Eukaryota; Metazoa; Chordata; Actinopteri; Blenniiformes; Blenniidae. The record is from RefSeq and is a predicted model, not a curated record. Gene Ontology annotation, biological process: positive regulation of B cell proliferation. The transcript has 8 exons. Gene Ontology annotation, molecular function: phosphorus-oxygen lyase activity; NAD+ nucleosidase activity, cyclic ADP-ribose generating. Bases 147 to 980 code for a protein of 277 amino acids. Gene Ontology annotation, cellular component: plasma membrane.